Molecule: messenger RNA, 3712 nt
Organism: Amphiprion ocellaris (clown anemonefish)
Lineage: Eukaryota; Metazoa; Chordata; Actinopteri; Pomacentridae
Product: protein tyrosine phosphatase receptor type H
Exons: 20
Coding region: 297-3590 (1097 amino acids)
Biological process (GO): angiogenesis; protein dephosphorylation
Molecular function (GO): cadherin binding; protein tyrosine phosphatase activity
Source: RefSeq, a predicted model, not a curated record
UUGUACAAGGCCAAAAAGGAGAAGCAGCUAUUUACUUCGUCACUUACCAGUAUGAGAAAGGACCAGAGGUUACAAAAGGAGGACAGGGUAACAAAUUAAAUGUCAACACCACUGGAAUAAAGUUAAUACUGGACUACAUCAGCAAAGGGUCGGACACAUUCCUGAGCAAACCUUAAGUGUUGUUGUUUUUGUCAACAUGCCAGUGGGACUACCGAAGAUAGAAAACUGAAGUUAAUCUUGGGACAACAGAGGAAUUUAAGUUCAUAGUGUGUCUCUAGGUUAAGUCCUUAACGAUAAUGAAGCGUUUGUCUUACAAAACCAACUCAGACCACUUGCUGCUGUGUGUCUUCUUGAGUCUACUUUGGGGUGCAACUGACUCCACCACAAUAUCAUCAUCAAGCACUGAACCGACAACGGCAAUCACAAGUGCACAACCGACAACAAAACCACCUCCUGACAAUGUUGGAGAAGUGAAGGUGGUGAACCAGAAUGAAACCAGCAUAACUCUGAAAUGGGACAAAGUCAAGGACAUCUCAGUUUACAUCCUACAAUAUGAUGAGAAUGGAAAACCCAGAGUAGAAAAUAUUGGUGCACCUCCUCUUGAUGCAUCAGUAGAAUAUGAGGUCUAUCCUCUGACUGCUGGGACAAAAUACAAUUUCACUCUCAUCACUGUGUUUGAGGGAGUCAACAGCACUGGAUACAACUUUACUGCUGUGACAGCUCCUCGUAACGCUGAAGAUUUCAAAACAGUUGGACAAAAUGAGACCAGUAUAACUCUGCAGUGGAAACAAGUGAAUAACAUCGACAGGUAUAUACUUGUGGUGAAUGAAGAGGAGAUAACCGUUACUUCAUCAGAAGAAUUUGUGACUCACACAGUGUCAGGUCUGACAAGUGGGACUAGAUAUAAAUUCCGUCUCUUCACUGUGUUUGAAAACGUCACAAGCAGCGGAGUAAACCACACUGCAGUCACUGCUCCUGACAAUGUUGGAGAAGUGAAGGUGGUGAACCAGAAUGAAACCAGCAUAACUCUGAAAUGGGACAAAGUCAAGGACAUCUCAGUUUACAUCCUACAAUAUGAUGAGAAUGGAAAACCCAGAGUAGAAAAUAUUGGUGCACCUCCUCUUGAUGCAUCAGUAGAAUAUGAGGUCUAUCCUCUGACUGCUGGGACAAAAUACAAUUUCACUCUCAUCACUGUGUUUGAGGGAGUCAACAGCACUGGAUACAACUUUACUGCUGUGACAGCUCCUCGUAACGCUGAAGAUUUCAAAACAGUUGGACAAAAUGAGACCAGUAUAACUCUGCAGUGGAAACAAGUGAAUAACAUCGACAGGUAUAUACUUGUGGUGAAUGAAGAGGAGAUAACCGUUACUUCAUCAGAAGAAUUUGUGACUCACACAGUGUCAGGUCUGACAAGUGGGACUAGAUAUGAAUUCCGUCUCUUCACUGUGUUUGAAAACGUCACAAGCAGCGGAGUAAACCACACUGCAGUCACUGCUCCUGACAAUGUUGGAGAAGUGAAGGUGGUGAACCAGAAUGAAACCAGCAUAACUCUGAAAUGGGACAAAGUCAAGGACAUCUCAGUUUACAUCCUACAAUAUGAUGAGAAUGGAAAACCCAGAGUAGAAAAUAUUGAUGCACUUCCUCUCGAUGCAUCAGUAGAAUAUGAGGUCUAUCCUCUGACUGCUGGGACAAAAUACAAUUUCACUCUCAUCACUGUGUUUGAGGGAGUCAACAGCACUGGAUACAACUUUACUGCUGUGACAGUUCCUCCAGUGGUGCGUUAUGUCAAUGUGACUGAUCGCUCACUGACCAGCAUAAUGCUAACGUGGGAGAAUGUGAAUAAAGCCUGGGGAUACUUGCUUGAAAUGAAUGGAGACACAAAGACAUUUACCCCAGAUCAAUCCUCUUAUGUUGUGUGGCAUUCAGUCACAUCUCUCAAACCUGGAACAGCGCAUAACUUCAGCCUGAUCACGUUGUUCUCUGGACUCAACAGUACUGCCUUUAGCGGUAGUGCAGUAACAACCAUUGACUGUGCCAGUGUAGAAUGGCAUGUUACUACGUCAUCAAUCCAAGGAACAGUUGAAGGCUUGUUCACGAUUGCAACCGCCACUUACAAUUCACAAACUCUUGACAGUUCUGGAAGUAGAGAUGUGUCUUUUACUGGCCUUGUGUCCGGUGCAACCUAUGAGUUAUCUCUUAAGUACGAAAUAUUGCGGGACCCACUUCAGUGUCGCCACAAUAUAACAGUUUUUCCUUCUCCUCCUUCAAGUGCUCAUUGUGAGUACUAUGCAGCUGGCUAUUCUGCCUAUGUUUUCUGGAACAAACCAGAUGGUGUGUGGACUACCGUGGAGGUGAACGUGAUUGGAAAAUAUUACGAAGUGGAUGACAGUGAGGAACAGAACAUCAUAAUACAAGGAUUACAACCUGCCAGAUCAUAUCAAGUGUCUUUAAAUUCAGUGUCUGGGCAUGAAAGGCGUUCUAAUUCAAUUGUUUUUCAAUGUUCUACUGAUCCGAGGGGAGUCAUUGCAGGUUCAGUAAUUGCUGUGCUGCUUUUUUGUGUCCUGGUCUGUCUGGCUGUUUUCAUCUUCCUUAAAAGACCGGAUAUCAUCAGCAGAAAAAAGUCAUUCAUUAGUGGAUCCAAACGAACUAAAAGAAAGGGCAAAUUAAUUACAGCAACACAGUUUGCAGACCACUUCAAUAAAUUAAAUGUGGAUGACAACAGAGGUUUCAGUGAGGAAUAUGAGGACCUUGCUCCCAUUGGCACGAAUCAAACACAAAAGGCAGCUGAUUUACCUGAUAACCAAGUGAGGAAUCGAUUUAAGAAUGUGCUGCCAUAUGACUGGUGUCGGGUGAAGCUAUCUACAUCAAAUGGGACCUCAGACUACAUUAAUGCAAGUUACAUGCCAGGCUACAACAGCAACAGAGAGUACAUUGCCUCUCAGGGUCCUCUACCCUCCACAGUCAGUGAUUUCUGGAGAAUGAUUUGGGAACAAAGAGUGAAAGGCAUUGUCAUGGUAACCAACUGCACUGAAGGAGGAAAGAUUAAGUGUGAGCGAUACUGGCCUGCAGACAGCAAGCCUUGCCUUUAUGGAGAGCUGUUGGUCACCAUUAGAUCUGAAGAACAGAACCUCAACUGGACGAUGAGGGAAUUUAGUGUGAAACAUAGAAACACCUCAGAGGAACGCUCAGUGAAACAUUUCCAUUUCACUGCCUGGCCUGAUCAUGGAGUCCCAGAAGGCAGUGAAAUCCUGAUCCAGUUCAGAGGACUGGUGAGACGGCACAUAGAGAAAGAAGGAGCUCGAGCACCGACUGUAGUUCACUGCAGUGCUGGAGUGGGGAGGACAGGCACUAUCAUUGCCCUGGAUGUGCUGCUUCAGCAGCUAGAGAAAGAACGAGCAGUGGGCAUCAAGGAGUUUGUGCACAAGAUGAGACUGAAUCGUCCACACAUGGUGCAGACAGAGUCCCAGUAUGUUUUCCUGCACCAAUGCAUCAUGGACGCUCUGCACUCAAAUCAGAAGCCUGAAGAGAAUAUUUAUGAGAAUGCAGACUUGAUAUAUGAAAAUGCUACUGCACUCCGAGAGUUGCGUUAAAACAAACUCAUAUCAUCCCUGCACUCAGUCUUCUAUGCACUUAAAGACAAACUAAUAGUGAUUUGUAAAUGCUAUAUGUUGUUUAAAACAAACUAGAUAUUAAACAAUCACCUACUGAACUA